AUGGCAACAUUUUAUCAUUAUACUUCAACAAAUGAGAAACCGCAGCACGACGGCUGUCCUCCGGGCGCCGACUCGUGGUGUAAGUGGCGCGUCGCACAAGCCUUGGGGCAAGAAUUUGACCAUCCAGAUCCACUACAUGAAGAUGUGCAAAAACAUAUUCGUCCAAUUUAUGAAGAUCUGUCACGGGAUGAUUUGUUGGAGAGAUGUUUAGGUGGGCAUACACAAAAUGCUAAUGAGAGCUUCAACGCUAUCGUCUGGCGUUUAGCUCCUAAACAUCUCAAUUGUGGUAAAAAAAUCAUUGAGAUAGCUGCUUUUUUGGCUGCCGGCAUGUUUAACGAAGGAUUUUCGUUCGUCCUUCAAACAAUGCAACAUCUCAAUAUCGUAAUUGGAAAGCAGAGCAAAGGAUUCGCCGAUAAUGACGACAAACGCCGUAUUGAACAGCAGGAGCGCCGCUCUCUUGAUGCCACCAAAGAGGCUCGUACUUUUCGACAACAGGAAAAAACGGCUCAAUUAGAACAGUUUGAAGAAGAGGAGGGU
Molecule: messenger RNA, 537 nt
Organism: Mycetomoellerius zeteki
Lineage: Eukaryota; Metazoa; Arthropoda; Insecta; Hymenoptera; Formicidae
Exons: 1
Source: RefSeq, a predicted model, not a curated record